AUGGAGAAUGUCGUUAAGCAAACCACGAAUGUGCUAUCCAAUAAUGUUCCAUUACAGCCCACAGGAUCUACAGCAUCACAGGAUAAUGAUAUACAAUGCCCAAUAUGUCCCCAGCCGCGUUUUUUUAAAGGCCAGAGAGGUCUCCGAAUCCAUGCCAGUAAAACACAUAAACAAAAUUCUGAACAACCUAUUUCCCAAUUUUUAAACUACUCGAACAAUCAAAACAAGCCUUUCUAUGAAACACUUAGUCAAUUAAAACAUUCUGUCCCUCUUGUAAAAAGAAUACCUAGAGCCGCCCGUUCAUCUGUGGCGAAAAAACUAUCUGAAAGCCUAAAAACUGCUGUUUCAGAUAACUCGAAACAUAGCUGGGAGCUUUUACUAACUUUCCCUUACCGUAUAUUACAUGCCGACAUAGACCGUAAAAACCUUUCCCUAACCAGUUCAUUAAAAUCAAACUGUUGCAGCUCGGAACUGGAAUCUGAUCGGAUCUCAAACCUCCUCAAACAUCCAACUUUUCGCAAUGGAAGUAGUAUUUAUAAAAAAGUUGAACGCAAAGUGCAUGACGGAGACGUCAAAAGUGCGGCCCGUCUCCUCUUUUCCAAUGAUGCUGUAGCUCCUAAUAUCCCAUCUACACUUGCUGCUUUACAUUCUAAACAUCCACCUUUGCCAUCCAACCUCAACCUUCCUGACGCACCCGAAAACACAGAUAUCUAUAUCGUCGCCUCAACCCAGGAUGUCUUGCAUGCAGUUAAGUCCUUCAACAGUGGGUCUGCUGGUGGUCUAGAUGGACUUACUCCUCAGCACCUUAAAGACCUCUUAUAUGGUACUCCAGGCGAUGCCGGCACCUCGCUUUUGGAGGACUUAACAGCCCUUGUAAACCUAAUGCUCUCUGGAAAAAUAAAUGAGAGCAUAACCGAAAUUUUAUACGGUGCAAACCUUUGCGCUCUCGCCAAAAAAGACGGCGGUGUUAGACCUAUAGCAAUAGGUACUACCUACAGACGGCUUGCUGCUAAAAUCUGCUGCAAAGCCAUAUCACAUAACCUGAAAAAGGAAUUUGAGCCAUAUCAGCUCGGUUUCGGUUCCAAGGGUGGGUGUGAAGCAGCCAUACACUCUCUCCGCACAUACAUUACCAAAUCUACCAACGAUAUUUUGCUAAAGGUGGAUGUUAAGAAUGCCUUUAAUUCACUUAGUAGGGACGCCCUGUUAACUCAAAUUAAACAAAAAAUUCCUCACAUUUACAACUUCCUUUGGCAAUGUUAUAGCGAACCUACUAAACUUAUGUAUUUAAAUAAUACUUUACUCUCGGCUGUUGGUUGUCAGCAGGGCGACCCUCUGGGACCAGCCAUUUUUAGCCUAGGAAUUAACCCAAUUAUUCGGCUUCUAAAUUCGAAAUUCAAUGUGUGGUAUUUAGACGACGGUACCCUAGGAGGAAGUGUAAACACCGUAUUCGAUGACCUUCAUAUUCUAAUACAAGAAUUCGAACAUAUUGGGCUUGAACUAAAUUUUUCCAAAUGUGAACUUUUCAUUCCGGAUAGUUUAUCUAAUAAAGAUGAAGUAAUCUCUAAAUUUAACACCCUGGCUCCAAAUAUUAAAAUAUUAAAUGAAAGUUCACUUCACCUCCUUGGAUCACCUAUUUUUGAUGAAUCUUUCCCCAGCUUUGUCGAAAACAAAAUUAGUAAGUUCUGUUCAAAUUCCGACCGCCUCCUAAAUAUCAACACUCACAUCGCAUAUAAUAUUAUUCGAUACUGCCUUUUUGUACCCAAUUUUACUCAAGUUCUUCGUAGUACACCUUUUUGGAAAUAUCCAGACCUCACCGCAAAAUUUGAUGAAAAAAUAAAAUGCAUUCUGAGCUCCCUCUUUAAUAUCACUUUCGAAGACCGUAUAUGGACUCAGGCCUCUUUGCCGGUCAGGCAUGGGGGCCUGGGAAUCCGCCAAAUCUCCCAUAUCUCCCUACCAGCUUUUCUAUCAUCAGCGCACGGUACGCAGAAUCUCGUGAAAAAAAUACUAACACCUUUUUUCGGUGAUUUCGAGAUAGCUUACCUGCCUGAGGCUAAAAAAUCUUGGUCUCUGGCUUGUCCCAACGUAGCUUCUCCCAUAAAUCCCAAAAUCCAGAGGCAAUGGGAUGAGCCCAUUAAUGAUUUAUACAGAACUUCGUUACUAGACUCUUCCCAGAACUCUGCUGAAAGCGCCCGUCUUCUCGCGGUGUCCAAAUGGGAAUCUGGCCUUUGGUUACACACAAUUCCCUCACCUCAUAUCGGAACAUUAUUGGAUAACGCAACGUUUAGACUCUCAAUCUCUCUCAGAUUGGGGGCCAAAACGAAUGCUCCCCAUUACUGCAGGUGUGGGGACAACGUCAGUGCCUUGGGACACCAUGGCCUAUCUUGCCUUAAGAGUGCUGGGCGCUUGCUGCGCCACUCAGCUAUUAAUGACAUUCUCCGUCGGGCUCUUGUCACCGCGGGCGUGCCUGCCAUUCUAGAACCUCCUGGUUUGAUACGUGAUGAUGGCAAGAGACCUGACGGGAUGUCCUUGGUACCUUGGAGGAUGGGACGUCCGCUUGUAUGGGACUUCACCUGCGUCGACACGGUGGCACCGUCUCACCUUCAAAAUACAUCCAAGAGGGCUGGUGCCGCCGCAACACACCAGGAGUCUAUCAAGCGCCUGUCGACUACAAAUUUGCCUGAUAAUAGUAACAAUAUGCUCCGCGGGUGGUCGCUGGUCGCUGUUUGCUGGUUGACCGUCGCCAAUAGCCGCAAACAUUGUUUGGAGUGCUCCCAUUUCUUGGAAGGGUGCGUGACGAAAGGUAUACAUGUAGCCGCCAUGUUGCGAGGGUCGGGGGGUGCGCCGGCGCAGCCGAAGGGCGUACAAAUUGAUUACGACGCGGCGACGGACUGA
This is a messenger RNA of Galleria mellonella (greater wax moth), 2892 nucleotides long. RefSeq lists its product as uncharacterized. The transcript has 3 exons. The record is from RefSeq and is a predicted model, not a curated record. Bases 1 to 2892 code for a protein of 963 amino acids. Lineage: Eukaryota; Metazoa; Arthropoda; Insecta; Lepidoptera; Pyralidae.